AUGUCAAUGGGUAUGACGAUGCUUAAAAAUGAGAUGAAGACUGAAGUUGAGAGACUGUCAAGGAAAGUCCGCUUUCGAAUUGCUUCUUCUUAUAGUGGGAGAGUACUAAAGGAGGUGUAUGCAGAUGGAGAAACUGCAGACUCUUUAGAUUCUGAAUGUGCCAGUAGCUCGGAGACUGACCAGAACAGCAGACUAAGUGAACUGGAUGGACAGCAGAAUGGACAUUUAGGAUCGGAGUGUGAUGAAAAUGAAAAUGAGCAGGAUGACUUGCUCAUUUUAGCAAGAGCAACUAAAGACAAGGGGUUUGGUACAAAACGAGUCAACAUUCUAAGCAAAAAUGGUACAGUCAGAGGAGUUAAACAUAAAGUCAGUGCUGGUCAAGCUCUGUUUGAUAAUUUGGCAAAAGUGUUUCAGGUAAGUGAAACAGAUAUUUUCAUUCUAGAAUUUGGCCGCAUCAUAAUUUAUACUACCAGCCUUCGUGUGGUUAGAACCACUUUUGAAAGAUGUGAACUGGUAAGGAAGAUCUUCCAAAAUCACAGAGUGAAGUUUGAAGAGAAAAAUAUUGCUCUGAACAGUGAUUAUGGAAAAGAACUAGAUGAAAGGUGCAGGAGGGUAUGUGAAGUUCCAUCACUACCUGUUGUGUUUAUUGAUGGCCAUUAUCUUGGGGGUGCUGAGAAAAUUUUGUCAAUGAAUGAAUCAGGGGAGCUUCAGGAUCUCUUAACCAAAAUUGAGAGAGUGCAGCACCCCCACGAGUGCCCCUCUUGUGGGGGUUUCGGCUUCCUUCCAUGCUCAGUGUGCCAUGGGAGCAAGAUGUCAGUGAUUCGGAACUGUUUUACAGACUCUUUCAAAGCCCUCAAGUGUACUGCUUGCAAUGAGAAUGGGUUACAGCGCUGCAGGAGCUGUGCAAGCUAAGAACAGCAUCUUCCAAUAUAUAAAACCUCAUUUUAUGUUACUGCAGCAGUUUGUUAUAUGCUUUUUUAAAAAAUGAACCUAUUUACCAGAUACUCAAUAAAAUUCAUUUGUAAUACAAUUUUGUUGAUUUGAUUGCUGAAGCCAUUUAAUGCAGGCCUUUGCUCAUAUCCUGUACAUCUCAGUAAGGAGAAUGAAUAGGCCAUUGCUUUCUUUAUUAGAAAUUAGUGCUCAUAAAAGCUACCAGAUUGGCAGCCUUUGGAUCUGAAGCCUUCUCUGUUACUAAUGAAUGUUAGUAGUAGAGUAUGAAUCGCCUCAUACUGUCCACCCAAGUUUCAAGACCUGACUUGGAGAUAACACCAGAACCUUUACCAUCUUCAUUUCUGUUCUCUGGGUGAUGAGUCAAAGCAGUGGUUGUAUGAUGUGUACUGAAUUAAGACCACCAAGUCAUUUAAUACAGCAUUUCACAAAAUAAAAUGUAGCAUUUCACAAUAAAACAAAAUCAGUUAUGACUUUCAUCACUACUACCCUCAGCCAAAUUUUACCUAGUGACUGAAUGAUGAAUACAAAUAUCCCUUAGCAGCCCCCUAACCUUUCAACUUCUUGGUACUUACAAUGCCAAACUAUUUUUAAUAGGCUGUUGCAUAAGUAUUUGGCGUUUUAGAUUUUACUUGUAUUGAUCAUUACCUGUCAUAAGAAUGUACAUGUCGCCUGCAUACUAGAGUGGUAACAUGGCAUCACAAGAUAGAUUUGAAAACUGCAGAGGACUAAAAAAACAGGAUGAGAUUUUUACUUUCUUGGCUUAGUAACAAAUAAUCUUUUCCUUCCCAAAGGUCUUUUCUGAUUGGAUGGAUAAUAACAUUGUAUUCCAUACCAUAUCCAAAAUUCCAAUAGUAUAUUCUGCAGUGCAGCAUCAAUUAUCAAACUCUUUGAACUACAAGGACAACAGGAAAGAAUUUGCAAUGCCUUCUUUGUAUUUUAUAUUACCACAAAGAGGCAGCCUCUGUUUGUGUCUAAUGCAAAAGAACUGAUUGGAUUAAUGGAAAAUGGAAUGGUGUUAGAGAAUAUGCUGAUGCUUACAGUCCUGCCAUUUCCAGUGAAUGAAAACCUGCUCUUUUUGCAUCCGAUGCCAGAGUUGUUAAUGCAUCCAACAGAUACGCUCUAAGCACACUCAGAAUGAAUGUCGUGAUAAAUACCAUAUAAUUAAACUCUUUCCAAAAGAAAACUACUGCUAAAAGCAACAGAGAUUUCCAGUUCAUUUAUGGAAAUGAAAACCUAAAGCCUAUCACUCAUAAAAAUGUAAGACAUGGAGUAGAAUGAGAAAAAUAAAUAAUCCAUCCUUCCACAGAAGUUAUUGAAGAUGGAUUAAAUAUGGUCAAAACAUAUUUUACACAGCCUUUUUGGUUUAAAGAACCACACUUUUCACCAAAACAAAUUAUUCAAGUGAUCUGGAGCAAGCAGUUGAAACUAGCUCUCUGGCUCCCUGAAUCAAUGCUACGGUAAUCAGGAAACUAAGUCAUAUCUGCCAACAUGCCUAACCGUUUUCCAAAAACCUUGGAAAGGUCUUGGUUUUGUUUUGCAACAGAAUGGAAGUAAUUUUAAAACCUUGACACAGAAUUCUUGUUUUCUGAGCAGUCUUGGUACAGAUAUAAAAAGAGUCAUAAAAUAACCAAAAGGCCAGACAGUUGUCUUUGCGUGAGCCAAAGUAAAUCACAGUAAUAUCAAAAUAUGAAACCACUGCUCAGAUAAUUAUUAUACUGCCACACCUUUAAUGGAAUUAUAGUCAUUGGCACCAUCUGAGGAUCUGCCACUAAUGCUCUCCUGUAUUAAGAAGCUAUCCUCAAAUGUCCUUAAACAUAUCUAAUAUAAUUCCAUUCUACUUUUAUUAGAAUACCCCUGUGUUAUACAGUCCAGUUUCAUUGCUUCCUUGUAUGGUUUUGUAAGAGAAGCUUCACCAGAUUUUGCUUGCCUAGAGUGAAUGAGGAAAUCAGAAGGCAAAGUGCUGGUAGCAAACAAAGUUUUAGAAGUUGUAAGAGUUUUAUGGGGGAAUAGAGAAUACAGUGAAAACUUGAGAUAUACUAAGCUACAAAAAUGAAAUAUUAUUUAAAGCACUAGGAACUUUAAAAGC
Gavialis gangeticus (Gharial) is the source of this 3037-nucleotide messenger RNA. It is a transcript of the gene GRXCR1, whose product is annotated as glutaredoxin and cysteine rich domain containing 1. Gene Ontology annotation, cellular component: kinocilium; stereocilium. Gene Ontology annotation, biological process: inner ear receptor cell stereocilium organization; sensory perception of sound. NCBI's taxonomy places the organism in Eukaryota, Metazoa, Chordata, Crocodylia, Gavialidae. The transcript is spliced from 4 exons. The record is from RefSeq and is a predicted model, not a curated record. Bases 1 to 912 code for a protein of 303 amino acids.